AUGAAGCGCGAGCUGCGCUCCGUGACGCUCAAGGCGUCGCCGCUGCCGUCCGCUCCACCGGCGCGGCUGUCCUCCAGCCACCGCCGCUCCUCGUGGCGGCUCGGGCCGCUGCUGCUGCUCUACGCGGGCGGCUUCCUGCUGCUCGAGCUGUUCCUGUUCCGUCACGCGCAGUUCUCGAGCCACCGCCGGCUCGUGGAGGUGCCCGGGGACUCGCAGCGGUUCGCGCUGUCGCCGCCGGACCUGGAGGACGCCGAGUUCGCCAAGAUUCAGGUGCCGCGCUGGAUGACGGACGAGAGCAGCGACGUGCCCGUGCAGGAGCGCGAACACCUGAGCUGGCUGCAUGCGGCUUGUAUGGCCAAGAAGCAGGCCAUCAUCCCGUGGCAGCACGGCGCGCCGGAGUAUGAUGGGCAGGAGAGGAGGCCAGAGGCUAAGGUGCUGGAGAGAGGAGACCCACGAGUCAUCGAGCAACUCAAGCAGUGCCCAGACGUGGACAUCUACCUGCCCGACGGCAUCCGAGGACUCGGAUACUGCGAAGACGCAGUCGCAUUUACCAAAUUCCUGCACUCGAGGUUGCUGCCGCUGUGGGCGCUGGAGGACCAUUUCUUCGACCCGGAGACAAACCGCAGCGUCAUGUACUACGAGCUGUGUCCGCUGACGCCGAUGCUGUUCUUCAACCACUACUGGGACUCGCGUCCGGACCGGUCCGAGUGGCCGCGCUCCAAGCCGGUGUACAUCAUGCCGAACAUUGAGAUGCGCGAGCUCACGGCGCAGGAGUAUUGGAGCGUGGACGCGGUCAUCUGCAGGACGCUGGCUUGUGACCAGCGCGUGAAGGCCUGGUACGCGCAGGAGGGGAACCCACGCGACGCCAAGGUCUUCUACACCAGGUUCACGUCGUCCGACUCAGCAGCCCACGCUGUUGAGAUGCUCGGAGAGGAGAAUGUGCGACGGAAAAACUUUGCAAAAGUACGAUUCACACACACGGCUGGCUCCAGUCCGUACAAAGGCACCGAGCAGGUACUCGACUGCUGGUUGUCACAUCCUAACUUCCCGCCUUUGGAUCUAUAUAUCCACGAAGACAUCUACGGGGGGAAAUUCGAAGCCACGUACGAUGACGCGAUUCUGGAGGCGUCUAACGUAAAUCUCAUUCGCAAGCGUAUGGACGCCGUGGGUUUCGGGCAGGUAUUGGCCGAAACGUCAUUUUUCUUGUGCCCAAGCACCCAAGAGGGCUACGGCCACUAUAUCGACCAAGCGAGAGCGUCUGGCGGCGUGAUCAUCACCACGGACGCUCAUCCGAUGAAUGAGCUCAUCUCGUCCAAGGACAUGGGCGUUCUAGUCAAGACUAAGCGCGAGGCCCAUCCGGAUAUGCUGCUCGGAGGCGCGUACCAAGGCACGCACGGGCUCCGAUCCGUCGAUGGACUCGUGGCCAAGUUUUCAGCCGAAGAUCUCUGUGAAUCCGUGCAGUACGUUCUGAAGCACACCAGCCCGGCGAAGCGCGAGGCUAUGGCGGAGAAAGCUCGACGGCAGUACCACGAAGACACCAAGUUCUUCGCGCAGCGCAUGAUCCAGCUUCGACUAUUUGCCCGCGAGAUGCGCAACUCGUGGGUACCGCCGGAGGAGGACAUUGCAGUGGGGGAUCCUGAGCGUAUCAAUCUCUUGCGGGUCGAGUCUUGA
This is a messenger RNA of Phytophthora sojae, 1671 nucleotides long. RefSeq lists its product as hypothetical. The record is from RefSeq and is a predicted model, not a curated record. Bases 1 to 1671 code for a protein of 556 amino acids. The transcript has 3 exons. Lineage: Eukaryota; Oomycota; Peronosporomycetes; Peronosporales; Peronosporaceae.